CCAUCAAUCAAUCCCAUGGAUCUCUCUGGCCUUGAGCACAGCUUUUGGGUGGUUCCAGACCCACAGAAUCCCCAGGCAGAUCUGCAGGGCUGUGCUCCUGGGGGCUCUCAGCUGAGGCAGGACACCCACAGGCUCUUCCACAGCAUUUCCCAGCAGCUCUGCUGUGUCCCCUCCUCUCCAGGGAAGGCUGGCCUGACAGAGCAGAGCAGCCCUGAGGCAGGACACGGCUCCCCGGACCCCUCUGUGGUGCUGCUGCCUCUCAGGCACAGCUUUCUGCCAGAGCUCUCACUCUCCUUCUCCGUGGAGAGCCACUCCUCCCGGUGCCUCAAUUCCCAGCUCCAGGAAGCUGCCAGGAAGAAGCUGUGGGCUCUGGAGAGCGAUGACAGGGACGUCUGUGCCCUGUUCAAGGAGCUGUCAGCCAGGCUGGUCUGUAUGCAGGCACACGAGGAUCGCUUCCUCCUCACCUUCAAAACCCUGGAGGAAGUCUGGAAGUUUUCCACUUAUCUGACUUUAGGGUACGUGGGCACCUGCCUGGAGCAGCUGCUCUUUGCCCAGGAGUUCUGGCUGGACUGUGCCCUGGUGGAGGACACGGAGCUCAGGGUCAGCGUGGAUGAAGAGCACCUGGCCACCAUCUACAUGGAUCUGCUCCUCCAGGAAGGGAACUUUUUCUGCAGGGCAGUGCCUGGAGCCUGGAAGUCGGAGCAGGAGGGAGAGGAGAGUCUGCAGCUCUGCAGGAAUGAGCUGAUCCAUGUGAAGAGUGUGGGACAGGAUUCCAGGUGGGAAGGGAUGUCCCUGCUGACGGGACAGCGAGGCAUGGUGCCCGUGACAGCUCUGGAGCCAAUACCUCACCCCUUUUACCAGUGGUUCCUGAAGAAUUAUGCUGUGAGUUUUGGCCUCUCGCAGGAGAUCAGUGGGACGAGCUCUCAGGCCAUUGUCAAAGGCAGGUGCAUCGCCACCAAGGACCACAGAGGAGCAGCGUGGGAUGAGCUGAGCUUCUCCAAAGGAGACCCCAUAGAAAUCAUCGGUUUCUUCAUCCCUGGGCUGCCCUGGUUUGUGGGCAAAUCCCUCAGCACCAGGAGCAUUGGCUUCGUUCCCACCCGACACGUAAAUCCCGAGCCCUGCCAACCUCUGGGAAAGGGCUUUGUGUUUCUGAGCGAAGAGGAGAAGUCCCCUGUGCUGCACAUCCCCUGCAAUGGUGACGAGCAGCACUUUGCCACCCUCCUGGGGGACCUGGCGCACACUGACAUCACCUCUGUCUACAGGUUGGCUGGCUUUGAACCCACAGCCGUGUUCCCACAAGUGCCACCGGAGGCUGCUCUCCAUGGCAGUAAAGAAAUCCAAGUGCUCCAGUCUUGGGAGGAAAUCAAUGACUGGGCUACCAGCAGCACCUCAGAGCUGUCCAGCCCAGGCAGUGAAACAGCCCCUGCCACACUGGAAGAUGUUCUCCUGGAGAAGCUGGAUGACUUGGACUACCCCAAAUUCUUCAUUGACCUCAACACUGGACACAUGGAGGAUGCUGAUGUCUUUGAUCCCAUAUUGACUUUCCUCAAUCAAGACAGUUUCGUGCCCAGUUUCCAAAGCUUUUAUGAUCUCAGCUUUUCCUUUCUGCAGUCCACUUUUUAUGGCUUCUCUGAUGAGGAUGAACUGGUUCUGUACCUGGAGACUUCCCGGAACUGGGCCAAGAGGACUCGUUUGGUUUGGGCUCACGUCAGGCUCUGUUUCCUCCUGGGCAAGCUCUGCAUCAAAAAGCUCAAGUUGUCCCAGGCUCGGGUGUACUUUGAGGAGGCCAUGAGUGUCCUGGACAGGGGCUUUGGGGACCUGCCCCUGCUGGCAGCGCUGCACGUGAGCCUCGCCUCCGUCUACCUGAAGCAGAACAUGAAGCACAAGUUCUCCUCCCUGCUGGGGAAGACGCUGACCUUGCUCGUGUGCCUGCCUGGCCGCUCCUUCAGCUCGGAGAGCGAGCUGGAGCUCCUGACGUACAUCCUGAGGGAAUCCAUCGCUGUGGGCAACGCUCCGCUGGAGGCCCGCGUCUGCUUCCUCAUUGUCAAGCUCUUCCUGCAGCUGGGCAGAACCGAGGAGGUGCUGCCCUUUUUGGAGCAUCUCCAAUGUCUCAGCACCACCUGGCUCAGCCCAGGCUCCCGUGGGCCACUGGAUGCCGCUGCCACCUUGGGCUACCUCUAUGACAAGAAGUGCCUGCCAAACCUCGCGCUGGCCUCUGUCAGGUCCUUUGCUCCCAGCAGCACCAAGGGGACACCGACCCCCAUCUGGAGAGCUGGCUUCAUCCUCCAAAACGCUCCCAAACUCCUGGGGAAGCAGCUGGACAGGAGCAGCAUCCCAGCGCUGGCUUGUCUGUACCUCAAGCAAGCGCUGCAGUUCUGCUGCGAGAGCAGGGCCGUGGCCAUGCAGAGGACGCUCUGCGCCGUGCUGAGCAGGACGUACCUGCAGCACGGGCUGCUGGACGGGGCUGUUUGCUAUUCAGCCAGAGCUGCAGCCCUGGGCAGGCUGCUGGGGGAGGAGGAGGCUUUUGAGUCCUCGCUGUCCUUGGGGUGGAUGCACCUCCUGCAGCAGCGGCCGGGCCCGGCUGGGGACAUCCUGCGGCAGCUGCUGCGCUCCCUGCGCGGCACCGCCAGCGAGACCCAGCCCGGGGCCGUGCACAACCUCCUGGCCAUGGCCCUCGGGGCCCAGGGACACGUUCAGGAGGCUGCAGAGAACUUCCUGAGGGCCCUGCACAAGGCCAAGGAGACGGGGAACAGGAGGAACCAGGCCGUGGCCCUGGCUAACCUGGGCCAGCUGAGCCUCUCGUGUGGGGCCGCCCAGCUGGCCGAGCUCUACCUGCUGUGGUCGGUCCGGCUCUACGCCGAGCUCCAGGGACACCAAGAGCCGGACCUGGAGCUGGCACAGGUGCUGCUGUGGCUGGCACAGGCCAUGGUGGACAGGCAGAGGAUGGAAGAUGCCAAACUCUGCUAUGAACUGGCGCUGGGGUUUGCCCUGAAGUGGCAGAACCUGAGGAGUCAGCUGCACGUCACGGAGCGUCUGUGCCAUUUCUGCAGCAGAGUGUGCCCCGACCUGCAGGCCUGCAUCGCCUACCACGAGCACUGGGCGUCCCUGGCACGGCAGCUGCAGGACAGGGAGCUGGAGGGCAAUGCCAGGCAGGCCCUCAGCCUGCUCUACCAGGCUUUGGGCACACCUGAGGCUUUGAGACAAUCCCUGGACUGCACCAAGCAGAGCCUGAGGAUCUUCAUCGACCUCGAGGAGGCUGUGAAGGCAGCAGAGGCCUGGCUGCAGGCAGGAAAACUCUAUUAUCUUCUAGAGGAGGAUGAGCUGGUGGAAAUGUACUUCCAGGCAGCCAUCCAGACUGCUCUGAAAGGGGACAACUUCUCCUUGGCCAUGGAUCUUUAUGAGAAAGCAGGUGACACCUUCUUUAAUGGCAGCCGGAACAGGGCCCGAGCAGUGGAGUUUUACAGGGGAGGUGCUGUGCCCUUGGCCAGGAAACUCAAGGCCACCCAGACAGAGCUGCGGCUGUUCAAUAAACUGGCAGAGCUGCAGAUCAGCCUGCAGGGCUACGAGAAGGCUCUGGAGUUUGCCACGCUGGCAGCCAGGCUCAGCCUCAGGGUCGGGGAUCAUCUGCAGGAGCUGGUUGCCUUCCACCGCCUGGCCACAGCCUAUGACUUGCUGCACAUGUACGAGAUGGCCGAGGAUUGCUACCUGAAGACCCUGGCCAUGCGUCCCCCCGUGCUGCAGAGCUCAGCAGAAGCUCUGUACUACUGCAAGGUCUACUGGCACCUGGGCAACCUGGCUCUGCACAAGCUGCAGGAUGAACAGGAUGCAGCCUCCUACUUCCUGCUGGCCCUCGCCGCAGCCACCGAGCUGGGAGACCGGGAGCUGCAAUCCCUGCUCCGUGCCAAGCUGGGUGCCAUCCCCGGAGCCCCAGGGGGACCUGAGGGCACCCCAGGCUGUGCCACAGAGCGGCCCCGGUGGCUGACCGAAGGUGGCCACGUGGUGUGACCCAUCUGCCACCCUGGGGACACCAGUGGGAGCCAUCAGCAGCAGCGUGCAAGGUCCGUGUGCUCUCCAGAACCGGCCCAGGAGAGGUCCUUCACCACAUCCUGAAGAGCUGGAAGGGUUUGGGCUCCUCAUCCCAAGCACUUGGGAUUCUGCCCUCGUUUUUCAGGAGCAGGGCAGUGCCCUGCAGAGGAGGUGGCACAGCCAGGGCAGGAUGAGGGCCCAGCAGCGGUGCUGGAGCUGGUGGUGCAGCAGGGCUGAGCUCCUGGGAGGUUUCACAAGCAGGAUGGGGACCGGGGAGUGCUGCCAUGUGCCUGCCUGUCCCCACACCUUGGAACAGCUCAGCCCAACCCAAACGUGUUUGAGACAGCUGCUCCUUUAUUUAUGCCUGGUUUUUAUCCUCGCCUGCCCCGCGAGGGCUGUGAUGGAAUCUCUCUCCUGUAAAAAGCACCACCAAAGCUUUUGGCAGUGAGUCUCAGAAUUAGGGAAGUGAGGAGGAAUAAAGGGGCUGCUCCAGCCUCAUCUGGGGUCAAAAACCCCCAGCAGAGCCCACCCUCAGCCAGCCCUGCCCUCAAGCUCCGGGUCCAGAGCAGGAGCACAGGAGCAGAGCGCCGGAACGGGGAGCCGCUGGAGUCCCCAUCCCUGUCAUGUGGCAUUUGGGGACACGGUUUAGCGGCGGGGGAAUGGUCGGGCUCGAUGAUCUCAGAGGGAUUUCCCAGCCCGAUGUUCUCCCGGGCACACAGCAGGAAUGUGCAGCUCUGCCACCAGAGAGCAAUAAAUGCCCAUUUUUACAGCGAGAGCUUCCCUGCGAGCCCCGGGCUCGGCUCUCGCUCCGGACUGGAGGACAGGGAAGAAGGAGAGGUUUUCCCGGCUGAUCUCUUUGCUUUGGCAACCUGUGGCCAUCUGGGGCUUCACAGACAGAGCCUGCUCCCAGUUCCUCCACCUCCCUGCCCGUGCCGCCCUGCCUGGGAUUGUUAAAUGCAGAAUAUUUAUUUCCUCCCUGCUCUCCGCAAACGCCGGCUUCGGCUUCCUCUUCCAAUCCCUCCGAGGGCGUUUGUCACCGGGGCAAUGAUUAUUUACCUCUUGUUUACCGAGUUCCUGCCGGGCAGCCUCAGAGCCCAGUCCAGAGGAGGGAAAUCUUCACCCUGGGUGAAACCCAGCGAGCUUAGGGCUCCCCAAAACCUCCCUGCCCACCCCAGUGUGCUGCCUGAGCUCGCUGCAGGUGCUUGGUGCUCACCACGCCAGGGCAGGGGAUUUUCUGCAGCUUUUCAGCCAGUUCCCAUUUUUCUUUUGGUCUAGAUGGUUUUUAAGGACCAUUCCAACCCCUUACCAUCCUCUGGGUCUUUUCACACACGGGGAGAAGCACGAUCCCACAUCUUUGUGCCAGGAGGAAGAUGGACAGUUGGAAAUCAGGCUGUGGAGAGGAGCUGGGAUGGAUCUGGAAGCCCUGAGGGCUUUGUUCAAACACCCAGACUCAGUGUCUGAGCUGCCCUAACUCAGCCGAGCUCCAGGAGUCCCUCAGAGAUGUUCUGACUUGCAGGGACUCUGGAACUGCUUGGAAACCAAAUGUGUCUUCCUUAAAUCACAGCCAAACAAACUUGUGGUGCAGGCAGGGGGAAAAGAUCUUCUUCCUUGGGAGCAUCCUAUAAAAUAUCAUUUUCCCUCUCCCUCAUCUGCCUGCUCAGGGUGGCCAGGAUGAGCUCAGGGUGGCCAGGGCUAAUUAAAAUUCAUAAUACAGUGAAUUUUAAAGCUGUUGUUUGUGUCUACCAAGUCCUGAGUUGGUGCCCAAGGAAAGAGGAGGAUAUUCCAUCCCUCCAGCCACCAGUUUUGUGGGCAGAGAAAUUUGGGGACUUUGUGCCAGAGGAGGUCACCAGGUGGUGGCUCAGCUCCUGGAGCUCCUGUCAUCCUUCCCCUGCCCAGGAUGGGGAUGUUGUCCCUCACUCCUGGGGCAUUUUUUGGGACACAGCAGGAGGGGCACAGGCUGUGCUGCUGCUCCAGGAGAAGGCUCCAGGGAGAGGAGAACUGUGGGAACACAGGAAUUAUCCUGGAGAAGCUGGAUAAUUAUCCUGGAGGAAUUAUCCUGAAGAAGACAGGGGAAUUAUCUUGGAGAAGGCUCUGGGAAGAGAAGGAAGGGAACACAAGAAUUAUCCUGCAGAAGGCAUCGACCACCAGUGUCCUCCUUUGUCACAGCCAGAGGCAGAACUGGGGGAAAGGGAAGGCAUGGAUCAGGCAUGGAUCACAUCUCCUCUGACACCGGCUGUGCUGUGGCUCGUGACUCCUUCCUGAACCACGUGUGAUGCCCUGUUCCAUGCCCAGGCCAGGAGUUUUCCUUCCUCCCUGCAGCCUGCCAGGCUGGAAAUGGAGCAGCACCUUCCUUCCAAGCGCUCCCAGAGCGUGCCAGGAGCUGCAGGAACAUCCCUGCUUCAGCUUUGGUGCUCCAGUCCUUCCCCAUUUUGACCUGGCAGUCCCAGUGAGCCCCUGUUUGUUUAAUGCCUCAGGGAGCCCUUUAAGCCCUGGGAUAACCAGGGGCUGGGUUUCUCUCACAUAUGUUCAUUCUUGGACAGUGGAAAUGCCACGACAGGAAUAAUUCUUGCAUCAUCUGAGCUCCGGUGUGAGCCUCCUGUGGAAUCAGGAGAAGGAAACGCUGAUGAAUGGAAAUACAGAGAGCUGGGUUUAUUUGGAUUUUCAUCCAAAUAAUGACUCUUUUCUGCAGGAAUACAGCACCCAACAAUAACACUUGUUAUCAGCAGACAUUUUUUCAUCAUUCCUUCGUGGCACAGUGGUGCAAACUGGGCUGGAUGAGAGACCUGAUGUGGAGGAUGAGGCAGGGAAAAGCUGGAGCUCAGCCUAUCUCAGAGGUGGCUGCUCCUCUCUGGGCAGCGUCUCCUGGUGUUGCCUGGAUCGGUGAUGAGGAGCUGGUAAACACCAGCUGUUCUGCUAAGCAGAGCUGGGGGGAGUGUGUAAACUGGGUAAUUUAGAUUAAAAAUCAUUUAUUUGCACAGCAA
This is a messenger RNA of Parus major (Great Tit), 7007 nucleotides long. It is a transcript of the gene SH3TC2, whose product is annotated as SH3 domain and tetratricopeptide repeats 2. Gene Ontology annotation, biological process: regulation of intracellular protein transport; regulation of ERBB signaling pathway. Bases 16 to 4005 code for a protein of 1329 amino acids. Gene Ontology annotation, cellular component: recycling endosome. Lineage: Eukaryota; Metazoa; Chordata; Aves; Passeriformes; Paridae. Gene Ontology annotation, molecular function: protein binding. The record is from RefSeq and is a predicted model, not a curated record. The transcript is spliced from 16 exons.